AUGCUGUUUUACACAUCCAAUUUACGCAUUGAGUACGUGCCGCUUGACCAAAUCCGCCGGCCAAUCCCGCCGGUGCUUGACACCAGCAAGAUCGACGCCAUGGAGUCUACGCUCAAAGGCACGCCCCAAGCGCUGGCUACGUGCUCUCUUGAAGAUGCGGUGGCAGGCGAACUUCCGCCAGUGGACGUGUUCAAAGUGAGACACAAAGGUCAGACCCUGUACUUUGCCUUUGGUGGAUGUCACCGUCUACAGGCGUAUGACCGGCUCGGACCCGAUACUGAAGUGCGGUGUAAGAUACUUCCAGCGACGAAAGACACGUUAAGGCUUUAUUUGGGUAGUUCCGUGGACACGUUGUUUGAGUAA
Diutina rugosa is the source of this 363-nucleotide messenger RNA. Its product is annotated as sulfiredoxin. Gene Ontology annotation, cellular component: cytoplasm. The coding region runs from base 1 to 363 and encodes 120 amino acids. The transcript has a single exon. Gene Ontology annotation, biological process: cellular response to oxidative stress. Gene Ontology annotation, molecular function: sulfiredoxin activity. NCBI's taxonomy places the organism in Eukaryota, Fungi, Ascomycota, Pichiomycetes, Serinales, Debaryomycetaceae. The record is from RefSeq and is a predicted model, not a curated record.